UAUAUAGUAGUUCACAUGAAGGAUCAUGGAAAUCUCUUCCCCAAACAGCUGGUCAUUUGGAGGCGAAUUGAAAAUUUCAAAACCAAGAUUGGUAGAUCUCUUUUGCUAGGCAAGAAUAUCAAGCAAUUUGGAGUUAAGGCAGGUGCAGAUUUAGAGCAGUCUUUGCUGAGCUUCGAGAAGUUGGACAGAGCUUCACCAGAUUUAUGGCCAGAACAAAUGCCAGGGGUAGCGGAAUUUGCAGCAUCUUUCAAAAGUCCUAUUACCAGCUCUCCACCCAAAUGGAUGGCAGAACUUGAAAAAGAUGAUAUUGACAUGCUGAAAGAGUUGGGAAGUCUUACUACUGCUAACUUAAUGGAGAAGGUACGAGGCCUACAAAAUCUCGCUUACCAGUUGGGAUUGGAUGAAUCACGAGAAAUGACCAGAGGAAAAUUUUUAAACAUUUUGGAACGGCCCAAGAAGUUGCAGUAAAAUUCCAACCACUUGUUUCUGAGAGAAGACCCAGCACUCGUUUAAAGACAAUUGCUGUCUACGGAUACCUCCUUGGGUUUAUUCUUCACAUAUCGUCUGUUCAGACUGCCUAUACAAUAGAGCGUCACAAGAUCAUACUUUAAGGACAACUUAUCUUUUAGCCUAUAAGGCAAAUUGUUUUUAAUUGGAAAUAGAAACUACUGUUGAUGCUUCUUUGCUGUAGAAAGGCAGCAUUUGGUUUGCCUUGUGUAUAUGAAAUUACAAUAUUGUUAUAUUGUGGUGAACUCAUCUAGAUGUAUUUCUUAUCGUAUAUUUAGAAUUGUUAUUCCCUUUUAACACGCAAUGAAGUAAGUUUUGACGUUGAGGUUACGCACAACAAUAGCACUUUAGGGCUUCUGAUUCUAUCAGCACAUGCCCACAUUUGGAUAUCAAAUAAUAAUACAUUUGAUGGGAGGAGCAUUGUAAAGAACAUUGUCUGGGAGUACAAUGGCUUUUCACAAACCCCACUUGUUUGUUUUAGACAGAAUAACAUAAAAUUGAACAUGUUUUCAGAGAUUUAAUAAGGUGUUUCAAAAGAUUGUCCAAACUUCUCUCCUACAGUUUGUGAGGCCAUCUCGAGGCUUUGCUGUGCUUCUACUUUUUAACACAUUACUGUCUGUGUGUUGUCAGAUUUUUAAUGAUAGAGCAUAUAAAAGCUAUGUUAAAAUUAUUGUGCAUUGUAGUGGUACCCUAAGGGGUGAUUGAUCAACAGUUAGAGGUUUAGACUGGAGUGUGCAAAAAGAAAUCCGGCAUUGGCAUUAAAUUACUUAUUCCACCUGAAAUAUUAUGGAUCUGUGACUAACAAACAAGACAAAUCUUUGAUAUUUUGCUCCAAAGUGAAAACAAAGCUAACUUAAUUAUAAAUCAAUUUAAAAAGGUGUCAUGCCAAACCGAAAUAACUUUGAUUGAGAAGAGAGAUUAUAAUCAUAUCUAAGAGUACGUAUGGCUGUGCAUCAAGCAGUCUUGUUUAGAUGAAUGAUUCAGGCAUGUGUUGCAAGGGAAUAACUUCUCCUAUCGCUCUAAUUUAUUUCCCUUUUGGUAUCAGAAGAAAACAUUAGGACGUACUCAGUUAGUAACCUGGAGAAAGAUUUUUCUUAAUUUUAUUUGUCCUUCAUUUCCUGGGCCCCAAUGUGUCUCCUUCCUGGCUACCAAAACUAUGCUUUGUGAUUGACCUGCAGCAGGGAUAAACAGUUGGGCUGCAAACUGCAUAGGUGGAGUAUUGAAUCUUGGGAGAGGGGUCAUUUUAAGAAGAAAAAUAAAUUAAACCAAAUUUUGAUUCGAAAUUUUAAACUUUAAGUAGAGAACAUGAAAGUCUAAGUUGUACUUGAUCACAAUCACGCAAUCGAGUGAGUAUCACUGUAGUCAGGGACACAACACAAACCCAACUUUCCAUAUCAAAUUUCACAUGUUGAUGCAAACAGUUCUGUUCAGCCCAAUCACAUUGUCACAUUAUUUGGAUUUACUCAUUGCAGCAUUCUAAUAAAAUGGAGACCAUCCUUUAAAAUUUCAGCCUUGGUAACUGAUGCACAAAGCUAAACUGAAGUCUGAUUUUAGGACUAAGGUCUGGGAUAAAGUCACAGGGAAAUAUUGGACAAAAUCACUGGAAACAUUGACCUCUCUAGCGACCCAUAGACAUCUCAAAUAUGAGAAGCUUAGAUCUUAAGUGGUUGCUUGUAAAGGGGUGUGACACUUUGUUAUAGAUGUACGAAUCAUUCAAGCCACCUGCCCCUACCCUUCAAUAUUGUUCCAAUUAUUAGGUUCAGGCUUUGUUUCCAUAUAUUUUUGGAAUUGAAAUCGGAUCUAGUUUCACAAACAGUGUUGUGCAAAAGUGUGAAAUGUUUCUAUUAUAUAGUUUAUUUUUGAAUUAAAAAUAUGCAUUAUUUAAAAACCUUCUUAAGAUCAUUUGAUUAUAUUUCUUAGGAGUAUAUGCAUUAGACAUACUUUUCUUUUAUUUCUUCAGACUUUACUGUGGUGAUGUGUGCAAAAUACCAAGGGUUGCCAGUAUCUGGGAAAAUGUAUAUGAGAAUACAAAGAAACUAGCAAAGAGUCUUUAAUCCUGCUCAUUCUAUUGUAAUUCAAGAAAAGUUAAUGCAAUUAGCAAAAGAACUUCAGGUGAUGAAGGAGGAUCUAAUUUAUGAGGUUACUUGUCAUUACUUGGAACGUCUGGAGUAGCAGGAGAAGCAGAUUCAGUAAUGACCUUCUAAGGGAAACCAGAUGAAUUCUUGAAAGGACAAUAUUUGCAAUUCUAUGGGGAGAGAGCAGGAAAGCAGGACUUGUUGGACACGCCUUACAGAGUUGGCAGAGGCACAUGGGUUGAAUGACUUCCUCUGUUAUAUUAUUUUAUGUUUGUAUGAAAGAACCAUACAGUAUAAUUUUAAUUAUAAUCAAGAUUAUGUUGAAGUGCCAAUGCUGUUGUUUAUCACUGCCCAUCUGAGUGGAGGAUGUCACCAUUUGAUAUUAAAAUUACCAGUCAUACUAUGUACGGACAAUAUUUGAACCCAAAGUCUGCCCUCUCUCCCUACCUCUCCCUCACCUUUGGUGAUUAACAUUGCCCUUAAAGGGUCAUACUGUCUGACACUUCUGGUGACCUGCAGAGACUUAUUAUUGGAGUCUCCACUUACACCAUUUGUAUGAUCUUUUGAUCUCACUGCCCCGAUCUCUCUGCCUGUGUCCUUCUCUCUCACUUGACCUGACGAAGGGGCUACACUCCAAAAGCUUGUGAUUUCAAGUAAAUCUGUUGUACUGUAACCUGGAGCUGAGUGACUUCUGACAUUAUCCAUCGCAGUCUAACACAGCAUCUCCACAAUCAGCUGUGUGUAAGAACACUUCUGGAUGUAGAAAAGAAAAGAAACCAAAGUCUGAAUAAUGGUUAAGGUAGUUGUAAAGUAGUUGCACUGACGAUGAUAUGGUUUUAAUCAGCAUGGAAUGCACUUAGGGAAAUUAAAGCAUGGUUAGAUUAAAAUUAGUUUAUGGUAGCAGUGUGCCUCAGCCCCAGUCUGAACAGGAUACCCCUACAAUAGUAGGAUGACAUUUUUCUCACUUCUCUCUCAAACCAUACUUUGCACCAAAUGAGAUUGCUAAGAGGUUCUAAGUUAAGCACAUUUUUCUAUGGACCCAGAUGCACAAGGAACUGGAAUAAUAUGGUCUGAAUCCAUUUCCUUACAGCCAGCAGAGGGACGAAAGUUUCAUCACAUCAGGCUGGCAACAGUUCCCAAACAUGUAGCCUGUAGCUUGUUCUUUCUUUUACCAGUCUUCCAGCCCCAAAGGUAUGUUGAGAUUUUACUCUGUUUUCCUAUUAGUUUACGAACCUUACAGGUUGCCUUAGUAUUCUGUGGAUGAGGCUGCAAUCAACAGAUGCUGCUUUAAUAAGUACUUCAGUUUUAUUUUAUUUUAAUAAUGUAAUGCUGCACAUAGAGCUUUGUAGUCAAUGUGGUUUUUCAGUUAAGCAGUCAGCCUUCCAAUUACUUACUGAGGCUAAUGCUGUGUUUUAUGCUGGAAAUAAAUUUGCUCUGGAUUUGCUGUUCUCCCAAGAGUAGAUCUUACUUAGUACAAAGGAUUAGAGGGUGAAAGGUUUGAUGAUUUAUCAUGAUGACUUGAUCAAAAAACUAAUCUUUGCUGUAUUCUGAUGGAAUCCCUUAUAAAACUCAAUAGUUGUGUAUAGUAUUCUUUCGUCUGUACAAAUUUUGUAGGUGAAUGUUUUUCCCAAUAUCUGCAAUAAUGGAAAGAAUGACUUCCAUUUGAAUAGCACCUCAUCACUAUUUAGGAGCAUAACAUGCAAUGAACUCCUAUUUUAGGAGAAUCGAAUUAUAAAUCACAGUAAUGAUGGGAUUGUAAAAAUUAUUAUAGAACAGCAAACCAUACUUAAAUUGCUGACCUGAUAUUACAAGCAGGCAUUGAGAAAAUAUAGUUUAUUUCACAAGAUUGAUACAGAACUGAGAGGAAAGAUUUAAACAAUUGAGGCUCAUUUCUGUAGAAAUUGAAGACCAUUGAGUAGUGUUAGAGGUCUUUAACAUUAUGGGAAGGUUUGAUCAUUCAAGUGUAAGGAAGAUGGUUCCAUUUGUGGAAGUAGCCAAAACUAGGGGUCAUAAAUAUAAACGAAAACAGAAAAUGUUGGAAUUACUCAACAAGUCUGGCAGUAUCCAUGAGGAGAAAAACAGAGAUAUCAUUUCAGGUCAAUGACCAUUCAUCAGGAAAUUUUCAGCACUUUGCGGAAAUUUGCUUUCACAUGAAGGAAUAAAGACGUUAUUCACUAAUAAAUCAAAUAGGAAACUGAAGCCUUUUUAACUCUGAGGAUAAAACUUACUUACUCAGAAGUUAUAACUCAGUACAAUACAAACUAGCACAGGUAAAUAGCAUUGGUGAAUUUAAGGGGAAGUGAGUUAAGUACAUGUGGGAAAAAGAAGAAGAAGGUUAUAUUGAUACAUGAAGUAAGGUGGGUGGGGGUUUGAGUGAAACAUAAAUACUUGUGCCCUAGUUUCCUACAUAGAAGUACUUGGGGUGGUUCCCCACCUGUCUGCCAUCCAAUCCUUUCUUUUAAAAGUCAGAGACAGUUCUACUUUCUCUUCAGGCACCCUGUCCAGAGAUAAAGAACUCGGGUUAAGGACAGAUUUGUGGCUCAGUGGUUAGCAC
Molecule: messenger RNA, 5136 nt
Organism: Chiloscyllium plagiosum (whitespotted bambooshark)
Lineage: Eukaryota; Metazoa; Chordata; Chondrichthyes; Orectolobiformes; Hemiscylliidae
Gene: lin52
Product: lin-52 DREAM MuvB core complex component
Biological process (GO): regulation of DNA-templated transcription
Cellular component (GO): DRM complex
Source: RefSeq, a predicted model, not a curated record